UGUGGUCUACAGACCCUGAGUCCCAGAGGAAGAGGACGGUGCAGAAUGUUCUGGACCUCCGGCACAACUUGGAGGAGACCAUGACCAGCCUGCGGGGAGCUCAGCUCAGCCAUAGCUGCCUCGACGUGGGCACCUGCUACGACAGCGACGAGGCCGCCGCCUUCUCCGUGUCCAGCCUGUCCAACCGCUCCUCGCCGUUGUCAUGGCGACAGGGCCAGGCCAGCCCCCGGCUGCAGGCGGGCGACGCCCCCUCGGCCGACCACGCCCGCUCCCACAGCCCCAUCCGCAUCGGCCACACCUCCCGCAUCCAGCUGAUCGAGGAGCUGGACGCGGACCCCUCCUACCUGAAGGGCGGGGGCUACCUCAGCGACAGCGACCUCGUCCAGAAGAAGGCGCCGCAGGACGGCGACGACAUGGACGACAUGGACGACAUGGACGACAUGGACGACAUGGACGAGCUGGGCAACGGUUGGGACGAGAGCAGCUCCAUCAGCAGUGGUUUGAGUGACGGCUCGGACAACCUCAGCUCGGAGGAGUUCAACACCAGCCCCGUCCUCAACUCCCUCCCAACGACUCCUAUUGGCUCCCGCAGGAACUCAGGGGUUGUGCUCCGUACGGACGCAGAGAAGAGGACCCUGCUGGCGGAGAGCGGGCUGUCCUGGGACAGCGAGGACCCCAAGCAGGCCCAGCGCCAGAGCCUGGGCGGCGGGGGGCUCUACGACACGGGCAGCCUCAAGGCGGAGCCGGCCAACAAGUGGAAGAAGGCGCGGCCGGCCGGGGAGGGCCCCGAGGCGGGGCGCGGAGAGCUGCGCCGGCCCCAGACCCUGGGCCAGUCCAACAUGCUGAAGAGGCCCGGGCGCAACCCCCCGGUGGGGGUCACCGCCCCCAUCACGCACACCGCGCCCAGCGGCCUCAAGGGGGCAGGCACGGUGAAGUCAGAGGGGAAGCCGGUGGAUAAGUCUCGGUUAGCGGUGAAGACGGCGGGACUCCAGCGCUCCUCUUCAGACGCUGGAAAAGACCACAGGACCCAUCCCCCCGGCACUGGCGAGCAGAGGAAACCCCCGUCGGGCCUGGUCCGGCCCUCCACCGGGGGGAACUUCGGCUUCAAGAAGCCCGCCGCCGCCGCCGCCGCCGCCCACAACGGCGCACAUCAUCCCAACGGGACGAGCGCAGGUGGGGGCCCCGCCGCCGGGCCCUGCGUGGCAAAGACCCCCAAGACGUCUGGUAUCCCCGUCAAGCCGGUGACCGGCAGCAGCCGGAAGACCAGCCUGGACGUCCUGAGCGGGGACCCGAGCGGCUUCCUGUCCCCCGGCGCCCGGGGCUCCCUCCAGUACCGCUCGCUGCCCCGCCCCGCCAAGACCAGCACCCUCACCCUCACGCGGCCCAGCUCCGCCCGGCCCAUCAGCACCACCAUGGACCCCGGCUCGGGGCCGGCCAAGCCGUCCCCCGGGGCCCCCCAGGGCUCCCGGCUCAAGGAGCCCGCCUCGGGCAUGGGCCCCGGGGGCAUGGGCCCCGGGGGCAUGGGCCCCGGGGGCCCGGGGCUGGGGAGGCCCGGGGGCCGGGGGAUCCACAGCCCGGUCAACCAGACGGACCGCGAGAAGGAGAAGGAGAGGGCCAAGGCCAAGGCGGUGGUGUCGGACUCAGAGUGCGGAGGAGGGGGGUCCCUGAAGGGCAGCCCCGCCCAGACCCCCCUGGAGAACGGGGGAGGGAAGCCGCCGGGUCUGAGGCCCCCCAGCGGCAAAACGAGUGCCGACCUGCCCUCGCCGAGCACACACAGACCGCCCGGCGCCCGCAGCCUGGGGAAGCCGCCCUCCACGGACAAGCUGAGCUGCAGCAGCGUGGAGGUGGGGAUGGGCAUCCAGGACCAGCUGCCCCCGAAGAUCCCCCCCUACUCCAAGCUCCAGGAUCUGGUCAGCUCCACGGGGGCCCUCCCCAGCCCCUGCCUGACCCCCAGUCCGGCCCCCGUGCUCAACGUCAACUCCUCCGCCUGCUUCUCCAGCUCGGGCAUCGGCCUGGGUCCCCGGCAGCUCUCCUCACUCGGGGUGGGGGGCAGCAGCACCACCUCCUCCCCCACCCUGGUCUACCCACGCAUCUCGGGCCUGCACCGCAGCAUGGAGUCCCUGUCCCUGCAGAUGAGCCUGGCCCCGGAGCCCCACAAGCGGGAGAAGGAGAGGGAGCACGUGCCGGAAGGCUACCCGCCGAUGGAGCUCAUGGUCAGGGAUAGACAGACAGAGACGCCCCCGCCCGCUAGCUGGAGCUCCGGGAGCACGGUCUCACUGACGCUCGCAGAAUGCUCUUCCCAGAGAGACAGAAACACACUUCCAAAGAAAGGCCUGAGUUUCCACGGCGCCCCUCUGGGCGAGGAGGACGGGAAGGAGAGGGGGGAGCGGAGGCACUCCCACGUGGUCAUGAGCAUGACGGACUCCCUCACCCCCCCCAUGCUGUCUUCACCCACCUCCCUCCCCCGCACGUCCAGGACGACCAUGGUGGCCCAGAGUCCCAUCGGCAGCGGAGGCCCCCCGCGGAUGACGCGCUCCAACAGCAUCCCGGCGCAGGACGCCUCCCUGGAGCUGUACGGGGCGUCCCCACUCGGCAGCACCCUGUCUCUGGCCGAGCGCCCCCGCAGCAUGGGAAUGGUCCGGUCCGGCUCCUUUAGGGACAGAGAGUCCAACGACGAAGUCCAUGGCUCCGUCCUCUCCCUGGCCUCCAACGCCUCGUCAAGCUACUCCUCGGCUGAGGAAAGAAUUCAAGGAGAGCAGAUCCGUAAGCUGCGUCGAGAGCUGGAGUCGUCCCAGGAGAAGGUGGCCAACCUGACGACGCAGUUGACUGCAAAUGCAAAUCUGGUGGCAGCCUUCGAGCAGAGCUUGGCGCUGAUGACCACUCGGCUGCAGAGUCUAUCAGUCAGCCACGAGCAAAAGGACACAGAGCUGCUGGACCUGAGGGAGACCAUCGAGUCUCUGAAGUCCAAGAACGACGAGGCGCAGGCCGUCAUGCACGGAGCGCUGAACCACCCCGACAACCAAGAUGUGCGCAUGCACCGUCAGAACUCGUGUGAGAGCAUCUCCAGCCUCAACAGCCUCAGCAGCCUCUCCAGCCUGGGCAGCCUGAAGGAGCAGGAGGCCAAGAAGAAGAAGAAGAAGAGCUGGCUGAGGAGCUCCUUCGGCAAGGCGUUCAGCAUCAAGAAGGGAGGCAAGACGUACUCGGACAUCGAGGAGAUCGCCACCCCGGACUCCUCGGCGCCCAACUCCCCCAAGAUGGGGCACGAGGGCAGUGAGGGGGGUGACAGCCCGUCCCUGAGGCACUCCAUCUCCGCCACCUCCUCUGUAACCCGAGGAGGGGGAGGGGGAGGGGAGGGCGAGGAGAGGGUCGUGUCGGAACUCCGCUCGGAACUCUGGGAGAAAGAGAGGAAGUUGACGGACAUCCGACUAGAGGCACUAAGCUCCGCCCACCAGCUGGAGCAGCUGCGGGACGCCAUGAACAACAUGCAGUCCACAGUGGAGAACCUGAAGGCAGAGAAUGACCAUUUGAAAACAGGAAGCGUCCUCCAACUUCCUGGCUCCGGACCCACCACCUCCACCUCCCAGCCCUCGGGAUUGGCCUCUCUCCUGGGGCCCUCGUCAAGGCAGCCAAUGAGCUUGUCUCUGACUAAGUCCUUCAGCCUCAGUCUGAAUGAUUGUAAAGAUCCAGUGUCUUCAGUGGAGGUGACCAGUGAGUCUUUCCUCCGGGAUGAGACCAGUGUUCAGGUGCUGGUGCACAUCAGCGAUCAGGUCGAGGAUAGCAAACAGCAGGACUACUACCUGGGCUCAGUGACCGUGGACGGACGGACAGACUGGACCAGUCUGGACGCGCUCAUAGCCAAGACCUUCCGGGACUAUCUGAUGCAAGUGGAUCCAACUGCCAGCCUGGGUCUGUCCUGUGAUUCGCUGCACAGCUACCAGCUGACCGAGGAUGGGCAGCGUGUGAUUGGCGGAGACAAGCCUGCACUCUCCCCCUCACGUUGCCUAGUGAAUAGUCCAUCUCGUAUCCUGGUAACCUUGAAAGGCCUGAGGGAGAAGUGUGUGGACUCCCUGGUGUUCGAGACGAUGAUCCCCAAGCCCAUGACGCAGCACUACAUCAGCCUGCUGCUGAAGCACCGCCGCUUGGUGAUGUCCGGGCCCAGCGGCACAGGGAAGACCUACCUGGCCCAGCGCCUGGCCCAGUACGCGCUGCAGCGCAGCCGGCCCGGGACCCCCGACGCCGGCGCCGACCCCGGGACCCCGGUGCCCGGACACAGCCCCACUGUCAACUUCAACAUGCACCGCCAGUCCAACAAGGAGCUGCAAUUGUAUCUGUCCGACCUGGCCAAUCAGAUUGACCGAGAGAGCGGCGGAGAGAUGCCAUUGGCCAUUGUCAUCGAUGACAUCAGCGACGCAACAACCAUUAGUGAGCUGAUCAACGGAGCGCUGACCUGCAAGUAUCACAAAUGUCCAUACAUCAUCGGAACAACCAAUCAGCCAGUAAAGAUGGGCUCCAACCACGGACUCCAUCUCAGCUUCAGGAUGGUGACCUUCUCCAACAACGUGGAGCCCGCCAAUGGCUUCCUGGUCAGGUACCUGCACCGGAAGGCGGUGGAGGCCAAGCAGAAGGAGAAGGUCCACGACCCCGCCGGCCACCAGGCCCUCCUCAGCGUGCUGGACUGGGUCCCCCAGCUGUGGUACCACCUGCACACCUUCCUCGAGAAACACAGCACUUCAGACUUCCUCAUAGGUCCUUGCUUCUUCCUGUCGUGCCCAGUGACGGUCGCAGAGUUCAGGCCGUGGUUCAUCGACCUCUGGAACCAGUCCAUCAUACCGUACCUGCAGGAGGGGGCUAGGGACGGCAGCAAGGUUCAUGGUCAGAAGGCUGUGUGGGAGGACCCUGUGGACUGGGUGAGAGGGACUCUGCCCUGGCCCAACGCCCAGCAGGACCAGUCCAGACUCUUCCAUCUACCUCCCCCUACCGUGGGCCCAUCCACAGAGGAGAAGAGGCCCCCGAAGGAAACACCUCCCCUCAGCACGCUAGAGUCCGACCCACUGAUGGCCAUGCUGCUGAAGCUCCAGGAGUCGGCCAACUUCAUUGAGUCUCCAGAACGGGACUGCACCCUGGACCCCAGCUUCCAGACCACACUGUGAA
Gadus chalcogrammus (walleye pollock) is the source of this 5151-nucleotide messenger RNA. RefSeq names its product neuron navigator 1-like. Gene Ontology annotation, biological process: microtubule bundle formation; nervous system development; neuron migration. The transcript is spliced from 28 exons. Bases 81 to 5150 code for a protein of 1689 amino acids. The record is from RefSeq and is a predicted model, not a curated record. Gene Ontology annotation, molecular function: ATP hydrolysis activity. Lineage: Eukaryota; Metazoa; Chordata; Actinopteri; Gadiformes; Gadidae. Gene Ontology annotation, cellular component: microtubule cytoskeleton; axon initial segment.